This is a messenger RNA of Suillus plorans, 293 nucleotides long. RefSeq lists its product as uncharacterized. Gene Ontology annotation, biological process: mitochondrial DNA replication. Gene Ontology annotation, molecular function: 3'-5' exonuclease activity; DNA-directed DNA polymerase activity; DNA binding. Gene Ontology annotation, cellular component: gamma DNA polymerase complex; mitochondrion. The coding region runs from base 14 to 229 and encodes 71 amino acids. Lineage: Eukaryota; Fungi; Basidiomycota; Agaricomycetes; Boletales; Suillaceae. The transcript is spliced from 2 exons. The record is from RefSeq and is a predicted model, not a curated record.
GAUUCCGAGCUGUAUGGGCGAUGCACACGGUGCUACGGCUCUUGGAUGGAUAACCCUUGAAAGCACCAAAGUCACAGGAACAGAUCUUCAUUCAAAGAGAGCGAGCAUCCUGUGCAACUCUCGUGACCAAGCAAAGGUGUUGAAUCUAUCGUUCUGGGUUCUCGGAUAUGGAAUCACAACUGCCCUGCCAAAGGACUUCUUCCGGCAAAAUUUGAUACGGAUUACAUGACAUUACGCAUAAACUGAGUCGCACCUUCCCAUUAUCGCAAUGGACUAUCUGGUCUGACAAUAUG